Messenger RNA from Fulmarus glacialis (Northern fulmar), 815 nucleotides. RefSeq names its product transmembrane protein 233 (gene TMEM233). Bases 12 to 347 code for a protein of 111 amino acids. Gene Ontology annotation, cellular component: membrane. The record is from RefSeq and is a predicted model, not a curated record. Lineage: Eukaryota; Metazoa; Chordata; Aves; Procellariiformes; Procellariidae. The transcript is spliced from 3 exons.
GCCGCAGCCCCAUGUCCGCGCUCCCCACCGGUGCCGACAUCAAGAGGGCUCUGGAGAACAGCCCCGAGACCAACAUCGAGGAUGAGCUGCCCGACGGGCCGCCGCAGCCGCGGCCCAAGAGCUACCUGCUCCUCAGCAUCCUCGCCUGCUUCUGUCCCGCUUAUCCUGUCAACAUCGUCGCCUUCGUCUUCGCCGUCAUGGCUUUAAACAGUUAUAAUCAAGGAGAUAUAGAAGGGUCAAAAAGACUGGGUCGCAAUGCGCUGUGGGUUGCUGUUGCAUCAAUUAUCAUUGGCCUUGUCAUCAUUGGAAUCUACUGCGUAGUUCAUUUCACAACGCAUGCUAUUUGAAGACCAGGACUGCACUUGGAGGAUAUCAUCAUGUAAAUCUCAGGAGGGGAAAAAGAAGAGAAGGAAACCCUUCAUUCCAGACUGUUAGAUUUGACCCUACAAGUCUGCAGAGGCAUGUUGCUGGUGGAUGAACUGAUAGUCCAGUUAGUUAAUCGGCAUGGCGUGACCAGGUUUUCAAAAUUAUUUAUUUAUAAGGAAUCUCAGUAUAAAGCAGCAUUUUCUCUUUUACCCUAAUGUAUAAUGAGAUCUUGCCCUAACAACUCCAUUUUCUUUCUCAUUUACAUGGAAUGUAUGCUGGAUCCACGAUGUUCCCUGGCUGACCCUAGCCAGACAAAGCCAACUUAUCUAGACUGUUUAUAGUGCACAGUGUAAGAUUUGAUGCACAGCCUGCUGAAGCUAGUAGAAGAACUCCUGUUGCCUUCAGUGGGUUUUGGAUCAGGCCAUUAAGGAUGUUUUUUUAUUUCUUUA